Fukomys damarensis (Damara mole-rat) is the source of this 10940-nucleotide messenger RNA. RefSeq names its product cilia and flagella associated protein 54 (gene Cfap54). The coding region runs from base 45 to 9569 and encodes 3174 amino acids. Lineage: Eukaryota; Metazoa; Chordata; Mammalia; Rodentia; Bathyergidae. The record is from RefSeq and is a predicted model, not a curated record. Gene Ontology annotation, biological process: cilium assembly. The transcript is spliced from 69 exons.
CGCUAGGCAACCUGAUCUACACAAACUCCUGGCCCGCGGUCAAUAUGGCGGCGCAGGGCGCCACCUGGAGCCCCCCGUCCGAGGGGUCUCCCUCAUCCGUGUCUCCGCCAGAACAGCCUCCGACCCCGUCCUCGACCUCAGGCACAGUUUCCAAGUCGCCCCUGGAGUCGAAGCUGAGCACCCCGAGCCCGCUGCUUCGCUGGCCCUGUCCCGAGGACUCGCUACCCACCGCCGUGUUUUAUGGGCCGUUGGACGCGAAGAACCCGCUGCUAGCUUCUUGCGAGAAGGACAUCCGCGAGCUCUUAGGCUUUAUGAAGAAGAAGGCUUUAGCGACAUCGGAGGAACAGAAGCAUGAGUUCCGCCGGCGUUGUGCCACCACUUUGUUCAAUAUCUGGACCAAAUACGCCCCCCGGCUGCCAGCUGACUACUACAAUGAAAAGCUCCUGAAGGUUGGAGAUAGCCUUUGUCGCAUGAAAGAAUAUAAACUGGCCCUUUUGCAGUGCUAUGGGAGAUAUCUUCAGCAGUUUGCUACCCAUUUUGAUGAGAAUAAAGCAGAUGUGAAUCAAUUCAAAGCUGUCUUUUUCCCAAAAGGCUUUGGAGAUAAAACUGCUGGACUUACAUUUCAUGCUUUGUCUGGCAAAAAUAUUUGCAACUACCAGCUGGUCUGUGACAGCGAUGUGAACCUGCAGAACAAGGACUCGGUGAGCCAGUGUCUGCAGAUCUUGUCCUCCUUAAGGCUCAUCAUGCAGGCGGCUCUGCCCCAGGAGCGUCUUUGCUGGAUUGUCUUCAACGGUACCAUUUACAUUUACACCAUUUGCAGAAAACUGAUGAUCAUAGGUUAUUCUUCCAAGGCCUUGGAAUUCCUGCUGUGGGCCAGUGUGUGCAUGGAGUCCUCCGUCCCCCUCCUGGCUGUCAGGUACCUGACCUGGAGAGCCACCCUCUACACCGCUGUGUGCCAGUGCUACCACGACUGCCAAGCCGGGCUCCACGGGGAGGCAUUUGCUCGGCGUGCUUUAGCCAAAAUUGAUGAGUUAAGGCAAAUGGAAUUAAUGAGUUCCUCACAAUCGCAGGAUGAAUCCAGAAGACAUUACAGAGAGGCCACGAUAAAGAUGGCAGUGAUGAUCUUCAAAAGAGGAGUAUUUGAAUCUCGGAGAAAAAACAAAGCUUAUUUUAGACCAAAGACGAGAGUUAACCUCAAGGAAACACAGAGUUUGCCCUGGCCACGGACCUCCACGGAACGGCUGUUGGAUGAGAUGUUCGAUGGCACCGCAUCCCGUUUUCUGGCUGUCUUGGAAGCUCUUUCGGAUUCAAAUCGGCGAAUAUUGCAAACUGGGCCUCUUGUUACCGACGAAGUGGAGCUUCGCGAUGUUGUCUCAGAGCUGUUUAUGGCGGGAAAGGAACUUUUAAUAAUUUCAAAUACUGGCACGCAUGGAAUGCUUGAUUUCCCAGAAACAUCUCUUUGGGAACUUAUGAUAGAAAGAAAAAAUAUUAUUUCUAUGGAUGCUGCUGUGAAAUUUAUAAAAUUGGCUUUUACUUAUGAAGAAUGGGGCUUAUUUGAGUCUUCAGCCGAGCAGCUUUCUUCUUUUCUCCAGAGGCAGGAUGAUCCAGAAGCAAAGAAAGCAGAGAAGGACUUAACGCUUUUGCUCGCCAUAGAACCUCUAAUCAAUGUGAGGAGAAAUAAGGGCUUGAUCUUUCCUUUGGAAAACUAUAAAGAAGGACAGGCAAUUCAGCUGUAUUUGAAAAAUAUUACUUUUGAUGAUACUUUUAUGAAGAUUUGUGGAUAUUCAGAAGAUAUUUUUCAUUUGGCGGCAAUCCUGUAUUUCUGUGUCUGUGCCUCUCCCCAGAAUGUUCAACCUGAUAAAGAAAUCGUUGUGGACAUGAUAAUGUUCUUAUGGCAGAAAUGCAAACUAGGAAUUCAUCGGAUCAGUUUGUCCAGAAAUGACUAUACAAAAGUCUCCCAGAAAAUCAGUAGUAACAAAUGGGUUUAUCUUAUGUGGCAGAUAAAUGAAGUGAUUCACGCCUUUAAAAUGGAAGACUUUGAUAUUGUGGUGGUGGCGGAGGUCACGUUGAGAUUGACCGAAAUAUUAGAGUUUUUAGGAAGCCCACCAAGAAAAUUUAAAAAGUCUCUAGACACACCAUUAAGAAAAGGAUUUGAGGAACUCCCGGGGACUCCAAAAGGGAUCCUGGAAGUUCUUCCAAUAUUAAAGAAAAAACCCUUGGAACAGUUGUUUUUUGCUUAUGAGCUACUCGACAAAGCAAUUGGUAGAACAAAUUUGAAUUGCUUGUUAACUGCUUUGCCAAAUGGAUCAUCAGUGAUUGACCACUGCUAUGUCAAGUGUUCCCAUGAUGGAGAUGGAGACACUUACAAACCAAUCUCUGAAAAUAGCUUCAUGAUGGAUUUGCAUCUUGAACUAAUUCAAGCUCAACACCGAAUAGCCGUUCUACUUCUUGACCAGUUGCAAGUUUUGCAGACUUCUUCUUUUAGCAAAAAUAUUUCUACCAAAGGUAUAGAGAAGUUGAAACAGUCUGGAAACAUUGAUUGCUUUACAGAAUUAAGCAUAAUGAAUAAAAUAAAGAAAAAUAAACUAUCCAAAGCAAUUUACCUAAUGCAGAAAGGUCUUUUAAUAUUUGAGAAUGAUCCAGCUUCCACAUCUUCAUGGAACUUUUUGAUGGAAGCAUACUCUUUAAUUGAGAAGACUGAGGCAGAACAAAAUGCAUUGUAUUCAUAUCAGAAGUAUUUGCAAAGUUCAAAAAUAAAGAAAAGCAGACUCCCUCCUCCACCUAUCCUGCUAUCCAGAACUCACUGCUCCGUGACCCUCAAACCUGCUCCAUUUAUUUCAGAUGCUGAGGUGUCCUGGUACUGCAUUUUGGGUUGUAAAGCAGAAGGGAGUUAUGGAAAAGUGAGACUAAACAAUAAUCAUCUCCCAAACUCAGGAGAAGCGAUACCAGCUGAUGGUAAAAGCAUUUUUGAAGUGAAAGGUUUAGAAGCUAAUGAAAAAUACAUAUUUGCAAUUGCUGCUUAUUCUUCUGAUGGGAAGCUCGUCGGCAAUGCAGUUGGGGAGACAACGAAGCCGAUUCUGGUUUAUCCAUCUCUUUCUGCUGUUACUGCUCGGAUGUAUCUGACACAGGUUGCCUAUCAGAUUGGUCACUAUGAGUUGGCUAAGAAAGUUUUCUCCCCAGUUUGGGAUUAUUUUGUUGCUUCUCCAUCUCAGGAUGAACAAUCCUAUGUUUCAUUAAGCAAUGUCAUGAUGAUUACACAGAGAAGAUUACAUUCAGAUAUUUUGGCAGAGACUUCGUCCAUCCUCCUAUACCUUUUUCUAAGAAAUAUCUUUUUAACAAGUGACAUCAAAAUUAAAGAAGAAAAUCUUUUCUGUGAUAAUAUUAAAGGCAAUGAAAUUUUCCCCGCUCAACAAAUUGCUAGACUGGUGGAAUGUGAGAGGGUACUAGUGGCCUUGGAACUCAGCAACUUCCUAAAUGAUUCCAAUUAUGCCCUUCAAGCUGUGACUCAAUGCUAUGGCCUUCUCGCUCCCAUCAUAUAUCACAAUAUUGCUUUGGUACCUGUGGUACAGAUCUUGAUAAAGUGUAUGGUGGUUUUGCAAGGACUGCCCGAUAUUGUCUACUUGAAGAAACAUAUUUCGAGUUUUGAAAGUGUACAGCACAUGAUAGCUUGUUGUAUCUUCUAUUUAACAAAGAUUCUACGCUCAUGGAAGGAAUAUGACCUAGCAGUAGCGAUUAUAAAUUACGGAAAAAAGAUGUUGGACAUCACACCCGCAUGCAAAUCAUUAUUUGGUAAAAGUGAACAAGAGGACACGCUAGAGGAGUCCUCUUCUUCUAAGAAACCUUUAAAAACUAAGAAGCCACAGCAGAUAUUGUCGCCGGAAAAAAUAAAUGAACAACUGGCCUUGUUGGAGACACAUCUACUCAAGCUGACAAAACAAUAUGCAGUACCUGAACUCUCAGGAACCGAGGACCCUAUCUUUCUCUACUCUGUGGUUUUGAACUGGUCAGUGAAAGGUGCUGUGAAAGAAGUAAUGAAGUUUAAGCAAAGACCCAGAUUCCUGGAAUUCUUUACACACAUUAUGCUUAAAUGCAUAAAUGAAGAAAAAUUUCACCUCAUGUUGGAGAUAACAACACCUGUCUGUGACUUCAUGAAAAGGAGGAAUGAGUCCUUACUUGGAAUAAGAAAAUUGAAAAUUAAGGAUGGUGCUAUUAGUGGAAAGACCAGCACUCAUUUGAAGUUCAAAGCUACAGCAGUAGAAUUUGUAACAAGUACAGAAACGACAUCAAGGAAAAGAAAUAAAAGAAAGGAAACUCUAAGAGAUUUUUAUUCCAAAAAUCCAUCAAUUCUUGAAUUGACAGAAUAUGAAAGAUACAAAAGACCUGAUGUUAGGAGAAUAGCUUAUCAGUGCCUGACGGAGUACUUGAAUCCUCUAAUAUUAAAUUACGCUAGAAGAAACAGGUUUCACCAAAUAUUUCUUGAGGAAAUGCCCUGGAGGGCUCAGAUGAACUUGUAUCUGGCAAUUACGCAUUUUCACUUGUUUUUACAAAGGCUAGGGGAGCAUAUGAAGAUGAAGUUUGGCAUUUCACAUAUGAUGGUCAGUUUUCGAUCAUGUGAUCCUAAUUUAUUCUCACUAUAUAAUUCAGGAACAGUAUUACCAACAGGAAAAAUGACUGUUGAAAAUUAUAAAGCAAUGCUUGAUUUCCUUCUUACAGCUAAGAAAAGAAAAGCCAACUUACCAUCAGAUGCUGCAGAGUUUUCUGCAUUUACUGAUUCCAGAAGUAGUGAAGAAAAUAUGUCCAAGGCACACACAUUUCAUGACUCCGACUCUCAAUCAGGUGUUAGUGCCAAAGAAAAGGACCGAGCACCAAAUUUGGGACUGGAUUAUUUUAUGAAAAUAUUUUUAUACUGCAGGAGAGCAAUGGUUCUUGCCCAUCGUGGUGGCUAUUGGACUCUGCUUCAGAACUGCUGUCGGGCCCUCUGGAACUUCACUCAGGAGCUGCAGAUACUUCUUAGUCAGGCAGUGGACCUGUAUAAGAUGUUUCCUGUGAGCCAGGAUGGUUUCCUCUGUACCUCUGUCUUACCAUUCUAUUUGGGAGCAGAAUUGCUUAUUGACAUGUUAGUACAACUACAGAAUACCAGUUCUAUUAAGUCUGUCGAAGACAAAGGAGAGUUCAGUGUUCCAAGCUAUUACGGGAACAUCAAGUCUGAUAACGGUGGUUCCAGCCUUACUUUUGAGGAUCCUUUGGAUGAUGUUAACGUGGUUGAUUUGAAGUGGAUCCAUGACUUUGUGCUAAAAUCUCUGGAAGUUUUAUAUCAAGUGGAAAAAUGGGAAACUCUAGCGUCACUUGCCAUUCAGUUCAAUAUGAUUUCACAUGAGAGAUACACAGAACAGGUGACGCCACUCCUGGUGUAUGCCCAGCAUCAGCUUCUUCUGAGAAUACAGAAGUUCAAUGGCCCGGAUGUUAGCCAACAGCCUUGUGCAAGGUAUGAGGCUGAACAUGGAGAGAAGCUCACCUGCCGAAAUUUCAUGGGGAAGCAGCUGAAGAUAGAUUGUCUGCCUAGUGUUGUAGCAGAAGCAGGAGGCACUGCAGAUGCACUAAAGGCGCUUAUCUAUUCAGAGUACAUACGAGCCAAACAGCUUGUCUCUGUGCCUGUGGAUGUGACAGACACUUUGAGAUGCUUUAGAGAGACCCUGGAGAAAUCCAAAUACCAUAACCGAUCCUUCCGACACAGCCGAAAGUUGCUUUCAUUAUUGCUCGCGCAGACACAAGGAGAGAAAGGAGGAAUAAACAAUGAAAAAUUCUCUUCUGGGAAGGUGGAUUUUUGUCUGGGGAUAGAAGAGAUGCACAUGUCAACACCCCCUGACCUUUCUCAGGAGCACUUCAGAGUGUUUAGUUCAGUGGAGAAAAGCAAACUCUCCUAUUCACAGCUCGGAUUGGUAAUUUCUUCUUAUCACCGAACUAUUGAUGUUCUCCAAGCCAGCAAUCAAAGAAGUCUUAAAGUUCAGGCCUUGCAUACACUUGGAAAUCUUCUCAUCUUUGCAGAAAAGGAAAGGGCUGCUUUAAAGUGUUGGUGUCAAGCUCUUGAUGACAUAUUCAGAAAACCCAAUGUGCUGCACACCUGGAAAGAGUGUGCUCCCUCCCUCCCCUUUGCCACCAGUAGCUGUUCACCUCGGGGCUUCAAAGACUACAGUGAGGAAUUUCUGUCAAAAGUUGGCAUUUGGGGAUGUUUGCAAGGCGCAGUGAUAUCGGCGAAGAUAGCACAGUUUAUUAAGACAAUGAGCGUUAAGAAGAGAGUCAGCUGUUGCAUACUGUCUGCAUUGCUCUUCCAGGGUUUGCUUCGAACUACACUACCACAUCCCAGAGCUGAGCACUGCUAUGCCCAGUAUGAAAUCACACAGCUUCUUCCCGGUGUCGAGCUUUUCUCGGAUACCUGCAGGGCUGACAUCUGCUCUGUAGCUGCCAGCUUGUAUUACGUUAUCCGGGAGCUGCACUUUGUUAAGCACAAUCUAAUAGUCCUGCCUCUCCUUGCACUGUAUCAAUAUUUUGUCUCUGGAAUUUGCCAAGACCUAGUCAGAAACCUAGAAGCAAGAAUUCUCAAGAUAGAAGUUCUUAUUGAUUUAGGUUUCUUUUCCGAAGCCUUUUUUGAGCUAAUGCAGAUUUUUAAUGGAAGAAAUAUGCCUUGCUCAAUCCCUUCCUGCUGUAAAGUUCCUCCAAAAAUUAAGACAUUCCAGUUGUUUGACUCAGGAAAACCUCUCACCAGUAGAGAAAAUAUGCAGGCACUUGAAGAAUUAAUAACAAAAAGCUUACCUCAAACUCUGGUCACUAUUGGCCGACAGCAUCUCUUAAAUAAAUUUUGCUUUGUUAAGGCAUACUUUCUCCUUAGUGUGGCUGCAACAAUAAAUUGUAUCCCGGAUAAUUCACUGAAAACGCUCUACUCAGGACUUACUACUGAGAAGAGCAGACUAAAUCUCACAAACUUGAUAGAGCUCCAUUUAAAGGAUGACAGAGGCUCAUUUUGUCCGCUUAUGAAAGUUAAAGAUGAGUCUACUCUUAGCAUGAUAAAGUCUAUUCUACUGAUGGAAGCAGAAGACAAGCUGAACCUCCUCGUGUCUGAGGCGGAGCAUGCUGGCCACGAGAACCUGUCCCAGUGCCCUGCUGGCGAGUUGGAGAUUGUGGUGGAAGCCAGGCUUCAGCUGGCGGCAAUUGCCCUACAGAGGCACCAGGCGGCAUACAGUGCUGCAAUAGUAUAUUCCACACUUAAACUUCUCCAAGAUUCAAAACUUUUUAAAAAGAAGGUAGUACAGGAUGAUGCGGAGAAUCCCAUCUCUUCAGGAACUUCCGUCACAGAAAAUAAAGAUGAUAAUGAGCUUUUGGAUCCGAUUUCCUUGAACGCCCGAGAAUAUUUCAAUAUCCAUCUGUGGCUGCGGUGCCGCUUAGCACUCGUGACUGCAUUUGUCGCGCAGAUCCGUGGCAUCGGAAUUGUGAAAGAGAACGAUAUGACAGAUUGUUUGAGCCUCAUCAAGGAAGUGUGUGUGGAGGCAACAAGCGCUGAUGACACGGAGAUGGAGGCUGAAUUUCUGAUGCAGGCUGUGAUCCUUGGCCUGCAAGAAAAGCAUCUAAAGGCCGACAUCAUCACAAACCUUCAGGAUAUAAUACAUUUGCUUGAAGGAAAUGAGUUUAUUUCUCCUCGGUCUUGGUUAACGCUGGCAAGAAGCCUUGUUUUACUGGAUGACCUAACAAAAGCUGAGAAAUUUAGGCAGCAGUCUCCCUCCUCAAAAACAGAAAUAUUAAAAUUUUUGACUCAGGCUCACAACAUUCUUAUUGAACAGAUGCUAACUUUGGGAGAAACAAUUGAAUUUCCUUUAUCAAAUUCUGAAUAUGCAAAUCCAUUACAGCCUUUAAAAAAUAUAUGGCUUCCUCAUGUCAUGUUAUUGGCCAAAAUAAAAAUGAGAAUUGGACAUACUCUGGCCAAGCAAGCAUAUCACAGCAAUAAGAGAAAGGACUCCUCGAAGUGGGUUCCUGCUCUUCAUCUUUUUGAGGUGGCCUUGAGGCUCUGUAAGACAACGGUUGUAGAGGAGAGGGAGGUGGAGGCUGAAAUCCUUUUUCAGAAAGGCAAAAUAGAACGUCAAAUACUGAUAGAAGAGAAAUCUCCAAGUAUGAAACUUGAGAGUUUAUGUGAAGCUAUACAACUAAGCUUGAAAAAUGAUCAGAACUCGGGAUUGAUAAGAGAUGCCUACCUAGAAAUGGCUCUGUUGUGUUUUCAUCUAAAGAUUUCAAAGAGGAAAGUUUCACAGACACCAUCCACAGUUAAGCCUCCUGUCAGAAGGACUAGUUCUAGUAAAGAACCAGUCCUAAGUCGAUUUGAACUCUGCAGUUUAUUGGCCUGGAUUGCAGUGAGAGCCGCUACCCAGGUCAGUGAAGCUGCACUGGCAGUUAACCUCCUCAUCGGAAAGAAGAGUUCCAGGGCCGACACAGUGGCUCCGAUGGUCUUGCCGAGCAUUCCGGAAUUUGCCACUGUGGACCUUCUCACCUCAUACCCAGAUUAUUUGCUUGACAACUACCAAGUCACCUUCCAGACUUGCUCUGCAUUUUUGUACCAAAAUGAUGAUUUGUGUGACGGCACAGUUGCUACAGAAAACACUCAGACCAAAGUGGAUAUUACGUGGGUCCUCCUGCUGCGAUACUAUAUACACCUGCAAAGAAUUAAUAACAUGAGCAAGCUGCUAGCCUCUGCAACACCAGGAUCUGGAAUCUCUUUGCCGGAUGAUACUCUUCUCACAUCCCUUCAUAACAAUGAACUGAUUUUGCGCCAAAAAGAAAUGCAUUUUUUUCUUAAAAAAUUCUUACAUCUGUAUUCUUCUUCUUGUAUCGAUGAAUUUCCAAAGGAACUUCUUCAAGGAAUGGAAAAUCUGGCUGAUUCAGAAAAAGCCUCAGAUGAAUCAUCGGCCAAGCUAUAUCGUGACAAUUCUCUACAGUCUGUUUUAUCUUUGAGGCCUUUUGCCAACCAAUAUUUUGUGGACAAGAUGUCAGCAGAAAUGGCAACACAAGCUUUAGGCAAAGAACUUUGCUUUCAGUGGUACAUCCCUCCCCUGGAUCGACCUCCAGAAGAAACAGAACCCAUGGUUCUGUUGUUGUAUGCAUAUAAUAUAAAGCCCAUGACGAUUAUAGAUAUUAAAAAUUCCACUUCUAACAACAUAUGUGUUGGCUCUUUGUGGCUUCCUCUGAAAAGAGUUAUUUCAAUUCACGAGAAGCUAUCUAAUCUUGCACAAAUAGCUGAAAUAUCAUUGCCAUCAAUUCCUGAAAUUACUUCAGAUGAAGACGUAUAUGAAACAAAAGAAAUGGAGGAAAAGCCGAUUGAUACAGAUAUAGAAAACAUGAUAAUUGGAUGUUGCUCUGAAAUAAGAGCUCUCCUUGUGCAUGACAGAGAGCUAACACCACUGACCGAGGUUCCAUUUGAUGUCUCACUGCCUUCCAUAUUCAAUCUUGAGAGACUUUUUGACGUCGCUAAUGGCUGUCUUGUAUCAGGAGGAAGCCUUUUCAACUGGAUGGUGUCCAUUAUUCCCUGAACCUCCUUGAUAUGGGGAAGGAUUGGACGAGAAGGAAAUGAAAAGCGGUAAGACCUACAGGAAGAGAAGAGGACCCAUGCCAUGUUGUAAUGCAAGGGAAAUCAACAAAACAUUUACUGGUUAAGUGGAAAUAUGAAAUAAAGUUUGGUUCAAACAUCGCCAUUUGGAUGGUGAUGGCUUGUGUGGUGAAGACUUCCAGGCCCUUUGAUCCGGAACCGGGUUUAUCAAUACCCUUCUGAAAUAGAGAACUCUGGUGCCUUGUAUAUCUCAAUAGAAGAAGUUCAAUUUGUUCUGCAAAAGUCAGCCAUUAAGGGCAAAAAAGGUGCAGCACAUUUACCUACACAUUUAAAUGCUGGUAUAGAAAUCUAACAGGACCAACGAUCAAGACCAUUCAUUUCACCAUAAUGUCAGUUUACCAAGAAUGUAUAUACCCAUGGUCCAUUGUUCAUCGCUAUUAAGUUUAGGUUAGACGAUUUUCAUUUUCCUUAUUUUAAAUAUUAGUGUGUACGAACUGUUUUAAAGAGCCCUACAGUGAUACCUGGUACACAGAAGAGGUCUAAAUUAUUUCUGCGUGCUGAGUGUCUGGAUGGGACUAUGCAUGGAUGGGUGGAUGUGACGGAGGCAAGAUUACAUCGUGGAUCCUUAAAAAUCAGGGAGGCAGAGGCAUCGUCAACACCUCCACCCUCAUUACAUGACCACAGUUGCCCACCUCUACUGGGGCGUCUGCCGUAUGAAGCACUGUAUUAAUAAGUACCAGUACUUUGUAUGCAUUAUCUCCCUGUCUUCAUGACAGUGACGACCAACAGGCACAUUGUGUUACUGACUCCAUGUUACACAGUGGGAAACAGAAGCAUAAGGCAGUAUUUGACUUGCCCGGAGAUCAUGGCCAGAAGUAGGAGCCAGGAUUUAAAUCCCGAUUGAGAAACGUGAGCUCUUCACUGCAUCCACUCUAAGGCUGUGGGAAAGUUUUGAACCAAGUGAGAGAGUAAGACACAGCUGUGUCCCAAGCUAAAACUGGAACAUCUGUGAUUCUUGGUUUAAAUGACUUGCAGCCCAGAGUGGAAGCCCUAGAAACAUAGUGGUGGGGGAGAUGUUGUGUACUCCAGCUUAGUGCUCUCCUCUGGGGAAGGCAGGCUUCUUUCCAGUGGUGCAGGUAAUACAAAGUUAGAUAUUUACAUGUGCUGUUAUUUUGGGUGUUGUGUUGCCUGUGCUACAGAAACACUCUCCAAAACUGCACCAGACCCUGAAGCCACAGCUUCGCCAUUUUAAACCAUCCUAGAAAUUCCCAAGCUCUUCUAACUAAAAUAGAAGCAACACUUGCUACUUAAAGCUGGAACUUUCUCUGCAAGGCAGUGAGGAAGUGGUGAUGAA